This is a messenger RNA of Amblyraja radiata (thorny skate), 1771 nucleotides long. Its product is annotated as ubiquitin carboxyl-terminal hydrolase CYLD-like. The transcript is spliced from 7 exons. Gene Ontology annotation, biological process: protein deubiquitination. The record is from RefSeq and is a predicted model, not a curated record. Gene Ontology annotation, molecular function: cysteine-type deubiquitinase activity. Lineage: Eukaryota; Metazoa; Chordata; Chondrichthyes; Rajiformes; Rajidae. Bases 29 to 916 code for a protein of 295 amino acids.
GGACGGGUUUGUGGACUGCAAGAAGGUGAUGAAUCUGCGGCAGGAGCUGACACAAGGUGGAUACUGUGCCGGCUUCACGUCCGAGGAGAAAGACCCCGAGGAGUUUCUCAACGUGAUCAUGCAGCAGGUGCUGGGACUGGAGCCACUCCUGAAGCUGAAGUCGGAGGGACACAAGGACCAGGAGUGCUACUGUCACCAGAUCUUCAUUGACCCGGACGAUGAGCUGCUGGUGCCCACGGUACAACAGCUGGUGGAACGUUCCUUCCACAGCAACCACCUCAAGCUGACCGAGGUUCCCUCCUGCUUUAUCAUACAGAUGCCUCGCUUUGGGAAGAGUUAUAAGAUGUUUGAGAAAAUCAUCCCUUCUCUGGAACUGGACAUCACCGACCUGCUGAGUGAAAGCCCCAGGGGGUGCUUUGUGUGCGACGAGCUGGCCACCCAGGAGUGCGAGGACUGCUUCAAAGACAAGCUCUUCUCCAAAACCGGCCUCAAGCAGUUCUGUGACACUUGCUGGACACAGGUUCACUCGCAGGCGUCGCGGCGCCGGCACGUGCCGUUGGCGCUGCGCUGCCCGGCGGGGUACGAGGGGGGGCGUCGGGCAGGGGUCCCCCGCGAGCGGAUGCAACUCUUCGCUGUGCUGUGCAUCGAGACCAGCCACUACGUAUCCUUCGUCAAGUACGGACCGCAGAACAGUGACUGGAUGUUCUUCGACAGCAUGUCCGACAGGCACGGUGGGGAGAGCGGCUACAACAUCCCAUCGGUGACGGCCUGCCCCGAGGUUGGUCAGUACAUGGACAUCCCCCCCGCACAGCUGGCCAAGCAGAGUGGCCGCGACAUGGCGGGAGUGGCCAAACGGCAGUUCUGUGACGCCUACAUGUACCUGUACCAGAACCCCAGGAUGGCCGUGUACAAGUGACCAUAUCCGCCCCCCUCCACAAUCCCACCUACUCCACACACCCAGCCCCAGUGGCCCUGACUCUGGUGGUCUCUCACCUCCCACACAAGGGACUGUCUCUCCAGCUCAUCCAGCCUGGCCCAGCAUUCAGCGUCCACAUGCUCCACACACCCAGCCACUGUGCCAGCGAGUCUGGCCUGCUGCCUUGCAGAGAAGCAUAGACAAUAGGUGCAGGAGUAGGCCAUUCGGCCCUUCCAGCCAACACCGCCGUUCAAUAUGAUCAUGGCUGAUCAUCCCCAAUCAGUACCCCGUUCCUGCUUUCUCCCCAUAUCCCCUGAUUCCGUUAGCUAAAUCUAACUCUCUCUUGAGAACACCCAGUGAAUCGGCCUCCACUGCCUUCUGUGGCAGAGAAUUCCACAGAUUCACAACUCUCUGGGUGAAAAUGUUUUUCCUCGUCUCAGUCCAAAAUGGCUUUACCCUAUAUUCUUAAACUGUGGCCCCUGGUCCUGGAUUCCCCCAACAUCGGGACCAUUUUUCCUGCAUUUAGCCGCUCCAAUCCCUUAAGAAUGUAAUAUGUUUCUGUAAGAUCCCCCUCUCAUCCGUGUAAAUUCCAGUGAGUACAAGCCCAGUCGACCCAUCCUACAGGAGGGAGGGUCUCCCAGCUUAUCCAACCUGGCCCAGCGUCCGCAGUCUCAUCCCCAGUGACACUGAGUCUGGUGUUUCACACCCUACAAGAGGCAAUGUCUCCCCGUCUCCUCCAGCCCGGCCCAGCUUCCAGCGUCCAGAUCGCUUUCCCAGUCUCCUGCUUUUUAUAGGAGACUGUCAGAUUUAUAUUGCACCAGUACAUUUAUAAAUAAAGAGAUUUAUUUCAUUUUU